UUUCGUUCACGAAUACAUACGUCAAAAGCACGUUUAGCGGAGUGUUUACUUCGAAUCGUGUUUUUUAAUUUCUAUUUUAAUGUUCAUAUCCUAGCAAAUAUUAUUAUUAUCAAGAUGGAUUUCAUUGUAGAUACUGUUGGAGAUGAUGAUCUCCAAGUGAAGGCGGAAUUAAUUGAAGAAGAUGAGAAACCAUUUUUCAUAGAUAAAGAAGAUAGAAACACAGCUGUUUUAGAAUUACUCAACAAAACUAAAGAAAACCUAGACGCUCAAGUGGCUGCAGAAGAAGAAGUUCAAAACAAACUAAAGAAUUUAAAAAUAAACAACCUCUUUGAUAACUUUUUCCAAGAAAUGGGAUGGAAACAGAACUUCCUCGUGAAAAAAGAACAUAAAAAAAGAUUAUUUCAUUUUGAGCAGCUAGAUUUAGAGACUGGUAAAUUGAAAUCAAAUCUAGGAGCUGUAGAUGUUGAGAAAGAGAUGAAAAAUUGUGUUUUGAAGCCAGGAAUAGAGAAAGAGCAUAAACUGCCUAGUUAUGAUGUUAGCAAGAAAAAGUUGAAGGCUAUCAGAAGGAAAGAACGAGAGAAGACCAAGGGUCCUGGUUGGUUCAACUUGCCCGCACCAGAGAUCACGGAGGAGCUGAAGAAUGACCUGAAUGUGCUAAAGAUGAGGUCAGCGCUUGACCCCAAGCACUUCUACAAGAAAAAUGAUAUGGAAGUUCUACCUAAGUACUUCCAGGUUGGCCGCAUUAUGGAUUCUCCACUAGACCAUGUCAAUGAGAGACUAACUAAAAAACAGAGAAAGCGAACAAUGGUUGACGAGCUUCUAGCAGAUGCCCAGUUCCAGAAGUACAACAAGAAGAAAUACAAGGAAAUUGUUGAUGAAAAGAGAAGGACAGAGUACAGGACAUUCAUGAAAGAUAAGAGACAGAAGAAUAAAGCGGAGUUGAAGAAGAAUAAGUUAAAAAAUAAGAAAAAGACAGCUUAGUAAUAAAUAGAUUCUAAAUAA
Messenger RNA from Trichoplusia ni (cabbage looper), 1002 nucleotides. Its product is annotated as deoxynucleotidyltransferase terminal-interacting protein 2. The transcript is spliced from 4 exons. Gene Ontology annotation, biological process: RNA processing. Bases 115 to 981 code for a protein of 288 amino acids. The record is from RefSeq and is a predicted model, not a curated record. Gene Ontology annotation, cellular component: nucleolus. Gene Ontology annotation, molecular function: RNA binding. NCBI's taxonomy places the organism in Eukaryota, Metazoa, Arthropoda, Insecta, Lepidoptera, Noctuidae.